AUGGAGAAAAUCAACGCUCCCGUCCCCGUCGUACACAGCUUACAACACGAAGACGUUCUCCAGCAGCCAACAGUUGCUGAGGGUAGCAUCGAAGACGGUCACACAAGCCCCCCCAGUCAACGGCUUUCCGAGGGUCACCAACCAUCGCUACAGACCAAUGAAGAAAAGGCAGGACUCGUCUCCCCAGCACUUGCCGGGCCAGAUGGGGGUCUCCAAGGCUGGCUUCAAGUUGCGGCAGCUUUCCUGCUUGUGUUAGACGGCUUCGGUUUCAUCACGGCAUUUGGAGUUUUCCAACAACACUAUCGCGUGAUCCUGCCGCUAAGCGUUUCCAACAGAGAUAUAUCAUGGAUCGGAUCCAUGCAAAUUUUCCUCCUUUUCCUUCUGGGAACGGUCAGCGGCAGGCUGAUCGACGCCGGAUACUUCAGAACUACACUAAUCGUGGGCUUCGUCUUUCAAGUCGGGGGUGUCUUUGCAGCCUCAUUCGCCAGUGAAUAUUGGCAAUUUCUCCUCUCUCAAGGCAUCGCCACAGGUAUCGGCAACGGCAUGCAUUUCACAGGCCUCGUCUGGUUGGUUUCACAAUACUUUACCAAGAAGCGGGGGCUGGCGCUUGGAAUCAGUUCCUGCGGUGCCCCUAUCGGCGCGGUCAUCUUCACCAUCAUUGCACGCGAGAUGAUUGACACGACUGGGCAUAAGUGGACACUUCGUACCAUGGGCUUCCUGAUUCUCUUCAACAGCGUCAUUAUUUUCCUCAUUGCGCGACCCAAGGAGGCCAAACGCACAGGAGGCCCUCUGCUAGAGCUGUCAGCUUUCACAGAGCUGCCGUACCUCCUGUUCACCAUUGGCAUGUUUUUUGCCCUGUUGGGUGUCUAUUUUGCCUAUUACUAUGUCCCCAAUUUUGGUAGAGAUGUGCUUAAACUUAGCCAAGAUGAAGCUCUGACCGUUCUUAUUGUCAUGUCGGCCGUGGGGAUCCUUGGACGAUUGAUCCCGCCAUAUCUCGCUGACAGGAGCAUCAAACCUCUGAGAACACUCGUCAUCUCCGUGCUCCUCAGCAGCCUAAACGUCUUCGCCUGGAUUGCUGUAAGCUCGACUGCAGGACUCUACGUCUGGGUCGUUGCCUAUGCUUUCACGGCCAACGCAAUGCAGACAUUGUUCACGGCGUCCAUGGGCGAGGUGACGUCUGAUAUGUCAAAGCUCGGAGUGAGAAUUGGCAUGGUCUUCACCAUAGUUAGCUUUGCCUGUUUGGUCGGGUCUCCUAUCGGGGGAGGUCUCGUUGAUGUGAAUGGCGGCGUUUACACGUAUGCACAAAUAUUCGCUGGCGCGUCCAUGUUGGUAGGCGGCCUACUCGUUGCACUGGCAAAGGUGAAGCAGGUUGGUCUCAAGGAAUUUUGGCGAAUUUAG
Colletotrichum spaethianum is the source of this 1398-nucleotide messenger RNA. RefSeq names its product MFS transporter asaE. Gene Ontology annotation, biological process: transmembrane transport. Gene Ontology annotation, molecular function: transmembrane transporter activity. The record is from RefSeq and is a predicted model, not a curated record. The transcript is spliced from 2 exons. Lineage: Eukaryota; Fungi; Ascomycota; Sordariomycetes; Glomerellales; Glomerellaceae. Bases 1 to 1398 code for a protein of 465 amino acids. Gene Ontology annotation, cellular component: fungal-type vacuole membrane.